CUCAAAUUCAAAAUUCAAAUAUUUUUUAGUCUGUACGAGGUCGUAUUUUGGUUUUUGCAUGUAUUUUGUGAUUUUAUUAGCGAAGUAAAAUAUUAUUUUAGACAAUUUUGUGCCAAGGUUUAUCAAUUAAUUUUAGUUGAAUUCAGCCGCUGCUAAAAGGAGAUCGGGUGCGUCGUGUUGAUCUGUAAAGUGUAAUACAGUGAGGUAAUCAUGGCCGAAAUAGAAGAGAAGGUGAUAAUGACUCCCAAGAGUAAAACACCAACAUCCACAGUGCUGAUUGUGGAGAGGAAGGUGAUAGAGGCUGAGCCAAGUGACAAAACUCAUGUAGCCGGAGGUGACCACACCGGGAUAAUUAUCAAUAAGGAAAAAAUUUAUGAAAAUGGUGUAACAGAACCCUGCCAUGCUCAACUAGAGUUUUGUGUAUAUUUGGUGUCAGCUGUGACUGGUAACCAUACUAGAGAAGCAAGGGCUCUCAGAUUUUGGUUCAAACCUGAAGUCUCACUAUAUGAUUGUCCACAUGAGGCCCAGGCCUUCUUCCGAGAGCUUGUCAGUCCUCAAGACUUCCCUAAAGAUUAUGUUGGAUUCAUUAAGAAGAUAAUAAAACUAAUGCAAAAUAAAUAUCACCAAUUAAAACUAUUAGAAGUUGAAUUACGACAAGAAGGUACUGGAACCCCACCACCAGAACCGAAUGGUGAUAUUACGAGUAAGAAAAUUGUAUACAAGUAUGAUAAUGGUUCCUUCAUUGAUGACAGCAUAGUAAAUCAAACGCAUAUAUCAGAACAGAGGGUACUUGAUAUGAUUGAAAAUGCCUACCCGAAUCCCCUAUCAGUUGAGGAUUUUGUAACUGCCGGGAAAUGGUCGAAGGCCGACGUCAAAGACGCUUUGGAGUCUUUGGAAGAGAAAGGCUUGACACGGCUGAUGUCCGACGGUAUCUACGUACGACAGCAUAGUAUCGACACACAGGUGGUGAAACAAAUGCCCACGUUAUGCUCAUCCCGCCAACCCACGAUUGCCGUGGUGACCGCCCUCUACUGUGAGAAGCAAGCCGUCGACGCCAUGAUGGACAACCAAGAGACUUACGUACGAUACACUACUGUGGGUGAAUCAAAUGUCUACACGUUGGGAACUAUUGGUGCGCAUCGAGUCGUCACCACAAAGUUGCCAUCGGUUGGCAGAACUAGAGAGGCCAUGACUGCUGCCGGCAACACUACUACUAGGCUACUGGGGACAUUCCAAAAGGUGGAUUACGUAUUCCUGGUUGGCGUCGGCGGCGGAGUGCCGCACUAUACGGACUAUGCCAAGCACGUGAGGCUUGGAGACGUCGUCGUGUCUACGCCCGCGCCGGAUCUGCAGGAUAAAUACGUGUAUAUCUUCUGCGAGAAGGCGGAACGUAACAACAAAGGCGGUUGGGACUAUGAAGUGAAACCGUACAAGCCUGCGGAUUACUUGUUGCAAGAUCUCGCGGUCAUCCUCGCUAGCUCCAACGCCUCCUGGAGUCAUUAUGUCAACGACGGUUUGAAUCGUCUGAAGGGUGUCCCCGGAAGGUGGGAGCCCCCGGAAGAGGCGACCGACCGCUUGUGCGUCGACGUGGGCGGGGGCGCCUUCAUCGAAGUGUCGCACCCGGCGCCGCAAGGAGAAAAGAUGCGUGGACCGCGCGUGCACUGCGCGCCGCUGGCGGGCGGGCGCGCGGUGUCUUGCGCGGGCGAGGCGCGCGCGGCGUUCGCGUCGCACGCGCGCGCGCUCGCCUACGACUGCGAGCUGGACGCCGUGCUCGACAGCGUCGUGGGCAACUGCAAGGACUGCUUCAUAUCUAUCCGAGGUAUAUCUGAUUACCGCGACGGCACCCGCGGCAAAGAUUGGCAGCCAAAUGCGGCGCUGGCGGCGGCGGCGGUGAUGAAAGCCAUCAUCUUAGCUCUGGAGCCACCGACUGACUAGAUAUCUUGUGUGGAAACCACAAUGAAUCUUUCUAUAGUUCUUCUAUCUUAAACACUGUUGAUUUCUUUGUUUACAGCAGUAUAUGAUAGAUAAUCCCUGAUAAUUUACCCACUUUAUUUUAACCCUCGCAGUAGUAGUCAAAUCAAAUCGUGACACCAUUAAUGCAAUUUACUUUAGUGUGACAGUAACAGCCGCCUCGCGGCCUCUGAUCAUAGCUUUGAUAUUGUCUAUACUAUUUAUGGCUUAUUAUGGAUCAUCUACACUAUCGGCUAUUGGCGACCGCAGGAUAGGACGUCAUUGUGCAAUUGUCACUCAAUCGUACAAAGUUGCAUUAACUGCAUAAGCUGCGUUGCAUGUCUGACAUAACCUAAACUCCUUUGACAGUCAUGCGAAAAACUGACAGGCCAUUACGCUCCAUCGAUUCAAAUCAUGGGCAAUUAUAGGCUAUUAUGGCCUCUACUUAUUCGAAAAUGCUUAUAUUCGCCCAUCUUAGCCGAUAAUGUAGGAGAUUAGUAUGAUAUUAUUUAUGAUAAUUAUUAUAUUUUCAAUCGCGACAAUUUGGACUUGAGAUACAGAAUUCUUAAUCACGCAUUUAAUAGCCCACUGAGAAAUUUAUAAACCUCAAUUCGGGGAGCCACAGGCACUUUUAUGUAUACCUACUAGCAUACUAAAGCACACAUGGCGAGUGCUUAGUAUGCUAAUAGAAGUAAUUUUCAGACAAAGAAGUAAAUAGACAAGUAAUUGGAGUGCCGUUGUAAAUAAAUUUUAUCAUUUUGACAUCCCAACACACUACCAAACCAUUUUUCCAUUAUAUUGUAACGCAACAAGUUACUUAAACUUUGCAACAAAUUGCGUAGUAAUUUGCGCAAUUUUUAUUAAUCUUAAUAUUUUUUUUAGUGAAACCAUAACAAUUGUAACUAACAUAAUGCUCAUAUUGUUCUCUUUUUCACGGGAGUGCAAUGGAUGCUUUCCAUCUGUCUAUUUACUUUUAUGUCUAUGAAGAAUUUCGAUUUUGUUUUUCUGGGCAGGUCUUAUAUAAAUUCGUUUUUUCCAAUAUAUCUCCUCUGUUUCGUGUUUUCUUCAUAUCGAUGAGCGAGCAGAGAAAUAUGAAGUAAGUAGUUAGUUAGUUAGAAAAUAUUACAGGUCCACUUGCCUUACUUUUUUCCUGUUAGUUAUUUAGAUAAAACUGCUUAUUUAUACACUAUUUAUAUUAAAUUUUAACGUAGUAUAUUAGAAUAUACAAAGUUUUUUUUAAUGUUACGCCCUCUUUAAAUUUAUAUAAUGUUACUUAGUAGGUUUAUAUCACUAGAUGUUUAUUGGAACACUGUCAUUAUAUUUUUCCCCAUAGUUGUUUGAAUAUUCAUUCUGAAUCUAUUUUUUAAGAUUAUAAAAUACUGUUUAAAUUCUCGAAGUCUACCAAGUUAGUGUUUUAAUAUAUUUCAAUAUACUUAACAAAAAUGUUGUAUAGGUACUUUGUAAAUUUUUUGAAGUCUUUGGAUUUAAUGGCUGACAAGCAGUGGGGUAAUCUCCUCCCGAGAGUGUCGGUCCCGAGUAAGAAUCGGAGGAUCUUGCUCCCCCGGGUAUUAAACAAGCGUUUCAUAAUAUAUUGCCACAAACUUAUCUGGCCCAGUAAGCGUGUCGCACUUUUAGUCACAAAAGUCAACUUUUAAAUAUUUUUGUGCAAAAUGGCAACAAAUUUGUAAGUUCCAAUUUUGGCCACUAGGUCAGAAAUAUUGUAGAUAGAUAGUUGACUGAUAGUGUGUUGGUGAAAACUGAAGAAACGUUAUUUAAUGGAACAUACUUUCAGUUUAUACACAUAGAUAUAAUUGGUCUGUUUAUCAAUAAAUCCAAUGUCAAAGGGACUUUUCAGAAUAGUUUUAUAUACUAGUCGGGAAGCCGAAGAGUGGAUUUUUGCAGUUAUUCGAGCGCGGCAGAUGAACAUUAGGAACUUAAAUAUGAACUUAAAUAAGAAUAACUUGUAAAGAAUAAAAAAAUAUAUAUAUACUUUGCACGUUGUUAAGUACCUCCACCAAGUAAGAACCCUUAAUAUUGGUAGGGACGUUUAUGGCAAUAAAAAACUAUUUUUUUAAUAAUUUUGAAUGUAAUAAUCGCUAAUAUUUUCGGUAAGCCGAAGUAAUAAAAUAUGUCUUUUCCCACCGCUGAAAGCGAAGUUAUAGAGAGACCACUUUUUCUUCCAAUCAUCUAAUCUAAUCGGUUCCCAUGGCGCUUUAGUAAUUGCAAAUUUAGCAUCCCUGGUUCCCCUACUAUACCUACCCAUAUUUGAUUAUAACAUGCGAAGUCCAAAAGUGAAGUUCACUGGACAAGACUAAUGGAGGUAAAAUGUUAUGUCGAUUGUUUUUUAAAGUUAACAUUACUGUUUGUGAUUUAAUUAUUAUUAUAUAAGUACUUGAGAAUAAUUGAAUAUUUAUAUUUCAUUUGUAUACUGAUAUUGUUGUUUAUAACCAUUGAUACUCCACUUUUAUAAAAACCAAUUUUCUUAUGGCCUAAUUUUUUCGGCCUAUUUGCAAUUUGAAGUACUGAGAAACUGCUUUGAAAACUAUAUUUUUAAAUAAAAGCCUUAACUUUUGUAAAACACUACUUGUUGCCUUAAUUAAAAAUGUUUAAACAAAGGCUGAAAUAGAUUUAACAAAAAUAUUUGCAUUUGAAUUUAAUUUUUUCAGAUUUACCCCAGUCAAAUAAGGAAUUAACCUUGGAAUGAGGGAUAAUAAGCUGUAAACACCUUAAUUUUAGUGUUCUGAAAGAUUGUCUCAUAUGUCUCACAAAAUCUCAUUUAUUAAAAAAAUUGUAGAGCAUAAAAUUUGCAACAAAGUUUUUUUUAUAAAUUCAUACACUUCAGUUUUUGGGAUGAAAGGCACAGAGGACAGAGUUAUUUUAUUUGCCUUAUUUGACUGGUCUUAUUGUAUUUUUUUUAUUGUUAAAAGACGUGCUAAUUAAGAUUGACAGUUACCAAAGUUUUGGAAGCACGCUUGUGUUUUGUAAAAAACCAAUGUGAUUUUGAUACAAUAGGUUUUUAGAUACAAUAUAUCAUAAGCGUAACUAUUCUCUCAAUUUUCAAUACAUUCUACGGUUGUAACAUUUGGACCUGCUCCUAUCCUUGAACAUAGUGGCGUGCCCAAGAUUUAUAACUAGGGUAAGCUAUACACUAGCUUAUAUAAAAUAGGAAAUUCCUUUUCCAAUAUAGUUUAAUAAUGAAUGCUCAGCUUUCAUGUUUGAACCUACCCUUUAAUUUGUACACUGAAAUAUUCACCUUAUUUAGUAAGUUGAAGAGAAAAUAUAACAUGAAGUAUUUAAAACAACACCAUUAUAUUAAGUAAUUAAUUUAAAUAGUUUAUUCAUUUAUUAUUUUAUUUUGAAACCUAUAAUAACAUGUACAAAAUAAAUAUCAAAGAAGCUUAAAGUGCCCAAAAGUGAUCUCUCUCUGACAACUUAUGGUAGUAGAAAUUAAAAGGGUUGGUGCGGCAAACAUUUUACUAUCUGACUCGAUAGAUAUUUUUUGGUUAGUUAGUGUCCAUUUUAAGUAAAACUUCGAGUUACGCUUAUGAAUAUAAAUUGAUAGAAUUUAGAAGUAGUGCCUAUCUAAGUGUUUAGAUUUAUUAAUUUAUACAUUAUUAAUGAUUAUCAUUAUAUUAUACGUAUUGUGACCAUUUCACUGCCAUAAAUGGCUUAUUUAUAUUAAAUUAUUACCAUAGAUUUAUAUGUGUAUAAUCAACAUUUUUACAAUUUGUUGUGAAUAACCAAAGUGUUUAUUUCGGCUGUUUAGACAGGACUAGUCGCCUGAAUUGUUACAAUUUAUUUACACCCUUUAAAAAAGUUAAAUUUGUAGAACAUUAUUUAUAUAGAAUACCUAUCUAAUUAAGUAUUUUGAAAGUUAAUUAUGUUAAAGUUCCUCUAUCUCACGAAAACCGUUCAAAAUAAUAUUGACAAGACAAAAAAUCAUCGAUCUCCUAUUGAAAAGUGGAUGCCCAAUCAGCGACCAAAAAACGUGCUAAACAAUGGUUUGGCACUCAAUUCAAGUAGUCGCAUUUGCAAAUUCAACCACAAACUCAAUCGUUAAGGUAGAAUUUGCUCUGAAUUUGGGAUUUUAUUGAAUAUUGGACUAUAUAGGCCUUUAGGUGUAUCUACCUAAUUUUCUUUACCAAUAAUUCUAAAACUGUCAAAGCAAAACUGCCCAGUUUUAAGUGAAAUUUUCUACAUGAAUGUGCGUCCUUUUAUUAUACGAGGUCAAUGCAAAAAAGUAAAAAAAAAAACUGUAAGUCAACUGAGGUGGAGAAAAAAUGCCAUCAAACGGAUUUUAGUACUCUUUUAAUAGAAAGUCAUACAAGUGCGUCCACUGAUCCGCAUCGUAUGGAUUGCAUCGAACCAAUUUUGUCUACCGUAAAAUUAAAAAUCCGUUUGAUGCGAUGCCUCCAAUAUGCACGAUGCGGAUAUGUGGACGCCCACCAUUAUAAGACGUUAUAAUGUCAAAAAGUAAAACUGUUUUCGUGAGAUUGAUCAGUAAUUAAUCAUUAUUCAGUUCCGUUUUCAUGAACAGACUGAUCGAUAACGUAGUUUAGAUAAGUAGAUUUUCAGCUUUUUUACUAAUAGAUUAGAUGCAAUCCAUACCAAUUAUUGAGAUUGUUUGGCACAUGUUUAUGUUUAAUUUUAGGAUCAUUGCAUUAUUUGGUUUUUAUGAAAAAAAGUAAAUCAAAACAUUAAUAAACUGUCACAAUCUUCCAAAACUAAUACAGUAAAAUUGUACGUAUAGCGUCAUUAAUCACAAUUCCUCCGAGUGAAACAUUCAAUGUGAUUCGAUACCUAAAAUAGCUCCCAAUUUUGUAUAGGAGGAAUAUUUAACUAUCGUGAAAUAUAAGUAGUAAAGUACUUAUUUAUUUUACCAGAUUUCAUCCAGAUUUUAAAUGGUGUUACACGUAGAUUAAAGCGUUGCAUAAAACUUUACUAAGUUGAUUAAAAGUGAAAGAAAUUGUAGGUCUGUUAGCGUAGACUUUUUGUUGACCAUAUAAAAGGUCAAUGUUACAUACAAACUUGAACUUUCUGGACACAAAAAUUACUUGACUGAAAGCCUGCGAUAUAGCCAGCCAUACCUUAUUUUAGGAAGGUCGAAAGCUCAUCAACCUAUGGUCGUAAGUACUUUAUGUAUGUAGCUUUUUAUAGUAGGUACGCUAAUCUGUUAGCCACAUAUACGUGUAGAUCUUUCAUAAAAUAAGGUAUUGAAGCUCUCAGUCUUAAUAAAGUAUUAGAACCAUCGAUCUCCUAUUAAAAAGUGGAUGCACAAUCAUAUAAUUUUCUUUACCAAUAAUUCUAAAACUGUCAAAGCAAAAUUGGCCAGUUUUUAAGUGAAAUUUUCUACAUGAUUUUGCGUCAUUUUAUUACAAAAGGUCAAUGAUUGGAAUAAAUAAUUCACUAUUUUUAAUCGAUUUCUAAAAAGGAGGAGGUACUUGAAAAUCACAGUUGUUAACAGUACAGUACAGUUAGGCGUACAGUUUUAGAAUAGGAGAACUUUAUAGGCAGGUAAUACCUAGGUACUCGUAAUUACUACACUAAUAACAGUUUAUUCAAACGUUUUAAUAACAUGUGUGCAAGCACCAGGAGUCAUUGUGUUUUGUGAAAUAAUUUUUAUCCCUUGACCUGUUGUAUUAUUUCUUAAUUUUGUGUAUAUUUGAAUUUCUGUGUUUUAAUUUGUUUUGUAAUCGCACAAUAAAUAAAUUAGUAUGCAUAUUGUUGU
Molecule: messenger RNA, 7678 nt
Organism: Bicyclus anynana (squinting bush brown)
Lineage: Eukaryota; Metazoa; Arthropoda; Insecta; Lepidoptera; Nymphalidae
Exons: 14
Coding region: 211-1935 (574 amino acids)
Biological process (GO): nucleoside metabolic process
Molecular function (GO): catalytic activity
Source: RefSeq, a predicted model, not a curated record